This is a messenger RNA of Pangasianodon hypophthalmus (striped catfish), 1617 nucleotides long. It is a transcript of the gene trmt2b, whose product is annotated as tRNA methyltransferase 2 homolog B. Gene Ontology annotation, molecular function: tRNA (uracil(54)-C5)-methyltransferase activity, S-adenosyl methionine-dependent. The transcript has a single exon. Gene Ontology annotation, biological process: RNA processing. The record is from RefSeq and is a predicted model, not a curated record. Lineage: Eukaryota; Metazoa; Chordata; Actinopteri; Siluriformes; Pangasiidae. Bases 144 to 1571 code for a protein of 475 amino acids.
AAUGACGCGACCAAAACGAGACGCAGAAAUUAUGCGUCACGGCUUUGCCUAACAAGCGUGAGGACAGCUGAAUAACCUAGAAUAGACUAAUAACUACAGUAAUAGUAAAGAUUUCCUAGACGUCAGAAAAAUUAUCAGUAAAAAUGCACCUGAAUAAGAUGUUGCCAGCAGUGUUCAAAUGUGCUGGGGAUCUGCUAAAAGUUCCUGUAAGCUAUGCAGCAUUAAAUCGCAGUGUAGUAUGUGCAAGCAGUACUGAAAAGAGAAGAAGGAAAAAGAAAUCCUGGCUUUCAGAUGGAGAAGAUCUGUCUCUGGAGGAACGACUAGCUGAUACUGUGACCCCUUUGUGGCGAUUGAGUUAUGAGGAGCAGCUUCAGUGGAAGCAGGAACAACAGCACAAGAUCUUACUUCAGAUGACAAAUCACCUGGCUCAGGACUCAUCUCUUACUUCCAGUAAGGGAGAGCUCCCUUUCCCUGUACUGCCCAUAGUGCCCUCACCAGUGAGGGAUGGCUACCGCAAUAAGUCCACCUUCUCUGUCAACAAAGGAGUAGAUGGAGAUCCAAAAACUGUAGGAUUCUACAUUGGCACUGGGAAGGGUAGAAACAUUGUCUGUAUUCACGGUGACCAUCUUCUUAACAUGCCAUCAAAGCACAGUCUGGUGGGAAGGUGUUAUGAGGAUUUUAUACGUGCUUCACCACUAAAACCAUGCAUUUUGUUUCAUGAUGGAGGACACUGGAGAGAAAUUACAGUGAGAACAAACUCUGCUGGUAACACAAUGGCCAUAGUAUAUUUCCAUCCACAAAACCUACGUCCUGAGGAGAUUGAUGUCCAUAAAGCAUCUCUAGUAGAAUACUUCACAAAAGGUCCAGGAACAGUUUGCAAGCUGGACUCACUUUAUUUUCAGGAAAGCACCAUGACCCGAAGCAGUCAUGAAGACACUCCCUACCAGCUGCUGUAUGGCGAGCCCCAUAUCUAUGAGGAGAUCCUUGGCUUAAAGUUCCGCAUCUCUGCUGAUUCUUUCUUUCAGGUGAACAGGGGUGCAGCAGAGGCCCUGUACACGACUGUAGCAGAGCUGAACAAGGCCAGUGAAAAGGGAACUCUACUGGAUGUGUGCUGUGGUACAGGAGCUAUUGGCAUUUCAUUAUCCCCAAGAUUGAAGAAGGUCAUUGGUAUUGAACUGAUUGAACAGGCUGUAGAGGAUGCGAAAUAUAACGCAGCACUAAAUGGUAUUCAGAACUGUGAGUUUCUACCAGGAAAAGCAGAAGUUGUUCUUCCUAAACUGAUACCCACAAUGCAGUCUGAGGGAGCACUCACAGCUGUCGUGAAUCCAUCCAGGGCAGGACUGCAUUAUAGAGUGAUCCAAGCCCUGCGCAAUCAUCCUGACAUACAACGACUUAUCUAUAUAUCCUGCAAGCCAGAAGGAGAAGCGACGCGGAAUUUCAGGGAGCUUUGUGGCAAGAUUGAUUUAAAGAGAAAGCUCACUGGAGAGGCCUUUACACCAAAGCUGGCUGUUCCUGUGGACAUGUUUCCACACACACCUCACUGUGAACUGGUGCUUGUUUUGGAGCGAUAAACAAUAAAGUGUAAUAAACUUAUAAGAGCUGCUACAACAUAACAUA